Molecule: messenger RNA, 513 nt
Organism: Penicillium verhagenii
Lineage: Eukaryota; Fungi; Ascomycota; Eurotiomycetes; Eurotiales; Aspergillaceae
Product: PaaI family thioesterase
Exons: 2
Coding region: 1-513 (170 amino acids)
Molecular function (GO): fatty acyl-CoA hydrolase activity
Source: RefSeq, a predicted model, not a curated record
AUGGCAUCAACAUCAACCUCAGCCUCAACCACGGCGGUUUCUUUUGAAAAGAAGCUCCGCAAGUACAUGAAGAUUCUAAAUGACUUCUCACACAAAACGUCCUGGUAUCCCGACUUUGACAAACUCGAACUUUCCAUCGAAAGUGCUUCUGAAACACCAAUUCCAACAGUGUCAUUUCGCUUCAAAGUGAUCGAUGAAUUAUGCGGAGUGGCUGGAAUCCUGCAUGGCGGUUGCAUGGUUCUACUUGUCGAUGACUUGACGACAGUUCUUCUUGGGGCCGUUUCAAAACCUGGGCUGUUUUCUCGAUAUGGCGCGAGCAAGAACCUGAACACGACAUUCAUCAGACCGUUGGCUUUAGGGGACGAAGCUAGAAUAGUCUCCGAGGUGGAAUAUUUUGGCAAACGACGAGCUGUGCUGAGGGCAAAGCUCUACAGGGUGGAGGGAAAUGAGCUAUGCGCGAUUCUAGAGAAUGAUCGAGCGAAUACCGAUCCCCCAACUCUGUCUAAGCUAUGA